CCAAUCAGAUCAGAGGUCCUCCGCGUCGCGCGCCCUCCUGUUGUUCUCUUUCUUUCUGCAGCUCACAGGUUAGCUUACAGGUUCGGAAACAUGUCCCGGGUCUACAUCGGUCGGCUGAGCUACAGAGCCAGGGAGAAGGACGUGGAGAGGUUCUUCAAGGGUUAUGGGAAGAUUCUAGAAGUGGACCUGAAAAAUGGCUACGGCUUUGUAGAGUUCGAUGACCCUCGUGAUGCAGACGAUGCCGUGUACGACCUGAACGGCAAAGAGCUGUGUGGGGAGAGGGUCAUUGUGGAGCACACCAAGGGGCCGCGGCGGGACGGGGGCUACACCGGGGGCCGCAGUGGCUAUGGGCGCUGGGGAGGCAGGGACAGGUACGGCCCACCUGUCCGCACCGAUUACCGCCUCAUAGUGGAGAAUCUGUCCAGCCGCUGCAGCUGGCAGGACCUGAAGGACUACAUGAGGCAGGCGGGUGAGGUGACGUACGCCGACACCCACAAAGGCCGUAAGAAUGAGGGCGUGAUCGAGUUCCGGCAGUACUCGGACAUGAAGCGGGCCCUGGAGAAGCUGGACGGAACCGAGGUCAACGGCAGGAAGAUCCGGCUCAUCGAGGACCGGCCCGGCGCCCGGCGCCGCCGCUCGUACUCCCGCAGCCGCUCCAGGUCCCGGUCCAGGAGCCGCCGGUCCCACAAGAGCCGCAGCCGCAGCGAUAGCAGCAGCCGGUCCCGGUCCCGGUCCCGCUCCAGAGCCGCUUCCCGCAGCCGCAGCCGCAGCAAGAAGAACAAGAGCAAGAGCAAGAAGGACGAGGAAGAGCGCAACGGCGCCGCCAAGGACGACGAGCGCAGCCGCAGCCGCAGCCGCAGCCGCAGCCCCAGGAGCAAAAAGAGCAAGAAGGAUGGCAAGUCUGCCAAGAAGGACGAGUCCCGGUCCCGCUCCAGGUCCGCCUCCCGCUCCAGAUCCCGGUCCCGCUCCAGGUCCCGCUCCAGGUCUGGCUCCAAGGACCGGCCCAGGAAGUCCGGCUCCCAGGACGGCGAGCCGCCCAAAAGUGACGUGGAAGCGGCGGACGCCGAGCGGCCGUCCCGCUCCCCGGAGGAGCUCAGAGCCGGGUCCAAGUCCAAGUCCCAGUCCGCAUCUCCGGCCAAAGCCGGCUCCAGGUCCCGCUCCGCCUCCCGCUCAGAGUCCCGCUCCAAGUCCCGGUCCCAGUCCCGUUCCCGCUCCCGCUCCUAGUCCCGGACUCCUGGUGACCUCCGACCCGCGGCUCGUACUUACAUUCCCUCUGACCCCCGACCCCGCCGCGUCCGGUUUUUGAUAAGUAGAGCAGCAGGCACUCGGACCGACCCGUCAGCUCCACCUCGUUUCCCUCUGAUCCGCGUAUUUUCCACUAGAUGUUUGUAAAAUUCCAGGAUGGAUCCGAGUUCUUUGAUGCUCCGCGUCUCUUUGUGUUUUUUUAAUCCAGUAGAAGCAAAUCGCCGGGAAUCAGAUUCCCAAACCUUUGUUUCACAUUAAACCGUCUGUUCUGA
Xiphophorus couchianus (Monterrey platyfish) is the source of this 1517-nucleotide messenger RNA. RefSeq names its product serine and arginine rich splicing factor 4 (gene srsf4). The transcript has 6 exons. The record is from RefSeq and is a predicted model, not a curated record. Gene Ontology annotation, cellular component: nucleus; cytoplasm. The coding region runs from base 91 to 1224 and encodes 377 amino acids. Gene Ontology annotation, molecular function: mRNA binding. Lineage: Eukaryota; Metazoa; Chordata; Actinopteri; Cyprinodontiformes; Poeciliidae.